Messenger RNA from Ostreococcus lucimarinus CCE9901, 741 nucleotides. RefSeq lists its product with no specific name. The coding region runs from base 1 to 741 and encodes 246 amino acids. NCBI's taxonomy places the organism in Eukaryota, Viridiplantae, Chlorophyta, Mamiellophyceae, Mamiellales, Bathycoccaceae. The record is from RefSeq and is a predicted model, not a curated record. The transcript has a single exon.
AUGGGGAAGCUGUUGAACAAGUACGCCAAUGGGCGAGGGUUACCCGCCAACGCCGAGCGCACCGCGCGCACGUUCGACGCCGAGCGACGACGCAAGAACGGCGGCGGCGCACUCGACACCUUUGCACGCGGUGGCGGCAACGCCGCGUCGACGUCGCGCGCUGGACACGGCGGCGCGACGAGUGGUGGGAAGAAGUGGAAAUCUCGCGCCGGGGCGAAGCCGAGAUUGAUGCGCGCGCUGCGCGUAAGCGCGAAAGGACACCGCGCGCUCACCGCGCGAGAGGUUGAGAAACUCAUCGAACCGGUGCUGCAACCCCGGCGAGCGAAGUACGGUGGACAAGGGUUCGCGAAGACGAGCACGUUCGUGAACAUAUCGUGCGAUGAUUUCUUGGGCGAAUUCACCGCGCUGUUCGACGAACACGUCGAUGGUUUCAACGGAAAAUCGUACGUGAAGAUGGGAAAGGCGCAAGAAGACAUGCUGUGGAAGCAAAAGCUUCGCGAAAAGACGCGGCAAGAGGCAACGGGAGAACGUCAACUAGCGGGCGCACAACCAUUUGAAGUCGCUCCGGACGGCGAGGCGAAGAUUAAGAAGAAGAAACGGAAAAUGAUUGAAUCUCCGACUGCGACGACGCCGAAAACCAAGGUCGAUGUCGAUUUGCAAGCCCAAGCCAUCGCCGCGUACAGAGCGUUGAAGGCGAAAAAGGCGGCGACGCAGAACAACGCAGCGAAGUGGAAAAGAUAG